AUCAACCAGAUAAUGAAUGGCAAAAUCCAGGAACUGACAGUAGGCACACUUGAGGAUCCAGUUACAGAAAAAUAUAAAGCCAUCCAGCAAGAACUUGACAAAUAUUUUAAUGAAGACCCAGAGAGUGAAAUAAUGAUUCAGUGGAAAGCAAGUUUUGAAAAUAAAUUAAUAAAUCUUAAAGAGGCACUUAUUUUUGAGAGCAAAAAUAAAGCCAAGGGACAUCUCAGUUACAAAAAGAAUCAAGAAAUACUGGAUAACAAAAAGUCAGGUUAUGAAAGGGAGUUAUUGGAAAGAAGCCGAGAAUUGGCUUUAACUGUAAAGGAUAAAGAAUUGAGUGAGGAAGAGCUGCAUGUCAAAUUCAAUCAACUUUGGAAAAAAUGGGUCUGUGAUGUGUCUUCAACUGCCCCUCCUGGCACAGAGCCUAACAUUGACGUGGAUUCUGAAAACAUCCUUUUGGACUAUUUUAAACAGGACACAGACAUGGUGAAUAUACUGAAGAAAAAGCCUAGAAAGGAGUUUGAAAUCAAUUAUGAAAAACAUGUCAAAAUGAGCAAAAGCUUGUACGUAUUUACGAGGAACUUAGAAGUACAUGAUAAAGAGUCCAUAAAUAGGACUACUAACUGCAUUCUUUCAAGAUACACUGAAACUAUU
Molecule: messenger RNA, 651 nt
Organism: Myotis davidii
Lineage: Eukaryota; Metazoa; Chordata; Mammalia; Chiroptera; Vespertilionidae
Product: interferon-induced very large GTPase 1-like
Exons: 1
Source: RefSeq, a predicted model, not a curated record